AUGUCUGAAAUAAGGCAUCGAGCUCCGACAGACCCAUCCGGGUCUUCCGUCCUGACCGAGCAAACCCCGUUGGCGGAGAGCGAGAAGGAUGCCGGGUUGAAACAUGGGCUUUUCAUGCAAAUUCUCCGAUCUCUACUGCUAGCCACAUGGUUCAACGGUUGCUGUGUGUGUAUAGUCGCGACGCAACUCAUUGGAUCGCCGUUAUAUUUCAUCAAUAAAAACUACUACUACGCAUACAUGGCUAUGACGAAGCAGUGUUUUGGCAUACUGGUGAUCACUAUCACCCAGUGGGGAUCCCCAACAUUGGUUCGUGUCAGCGGUGAUGCUUCGGUAAAAGGGCAGAUGCAUAUAACGUCCGAUGGCCGGCUCAGGACCAAUUUUCAUGACCGUCUCGUAUUCAUCGCGAAUCAUCAGGUAUACACAGAUUGGCUGUAUCUGUGGUGGGUGAGCUAUACGUCCCGUAUGCACGGUCAUAUCUUCAUCAUUUUGAAAGAGUCGCUCAAAUACAUUCCGUUGCUUGGUCAGGGGAUGAUGUUCUACGGCUUCAUUUUUAUGGCCCGUAAGUGGGAGGCGGAUAAACCUCGCUUGCAGCAUCGCCUUGAGAAGUUGAAAGCACAACACUCUGGUCCAAUGUCUGGGUCUCAGGGAUUAGAUCCGAUGUGGCUUUUGAUUUUCCCCGAGGGAACCAACCUGUCGAUCAACACAAAGAACAUUAGCAACAAAUACGGCGAAAAAGCAGGCAUCGCUCCUCUCAAGCAUAUGAUUCUUCCCAGGUCAACCGGCCUAUUUUUCUGCUUGCAACAAUUAAGAGGCACCGUAGACUGGCUAUACGACUGUACCAUAGGUUAUGAAGGACCACCUAAAGGCAUAUACCCUGAUCGCUAUUUUACCCUACGGUCCACAUACGGCCAGGGCCGUCCGCCAAAGUCCGUGAAUAUGUACUGGAGACGCUGGGCGGUGGCAGAUAUUCCUUUAGAUGAUCAAAAAGAAUUUGAAGAGUGGCUAUUGGAGCGCUGGAGAGAAAAAGAUGUUCUACUAGAGCAGUUCUUUGAGACGGGCCGAUUUCCUACCUCCUUAGGUUCUUCUAUUGAUACCCAUGACAUCCCCGCUAAACAGAAGGCCGAGGCAUCUCGUGGAUACAUCGAGACAGAGAUAACCUUGGCGCGCUGGAUUGAGAUAGCGGAGAUAUUCGCGGUUCUAUUCCAGUCCUGCGAUCAUCUUGAUACUCACAUUACCCACGCUAUGGCGCAUUUCGAGAAUGGUCAUGCAAAUGGCUUUGGGGACAUGGCCUUGAAUUCAGAGACAUUGCCUUCAGCCACCCGGUUCUCCGACAUUCCUUCCGCCAUCGAUAUCCCUGCAUCAACAUUCGACAGCGAAGUCGAAGUCAGUCUCGAGGAACUCCCAGACGAUCCAACGGAACUUUGCACGCUAUUAGAGAACGAGAAAGCCGCGAAGAACUUCUGGGUGAUUAUUUCGCUGGCAUACGCCAAACAGAAACAGCUUGAUCAUGCGGUUGAAAUUUUGCAGAAAGGUUUAGCAUCUGUUGCUCAUGGGGCGACAAAGGAGAAGCUAGGGCUUUUGAAUUGGCUAUGUUGGUUAUUAAUGCUAAAGAGCCGUCAAUCGCCUCGUGUCGCUCCCGAUGGAAACUCAUCGGAUGUGAAAACCAAAGAUUACUAUCUCCAGCUAGCGACCUCGACUCUAAACGAAGCGUCUCGCCUUAAUCCUGCUUACACGCCACUUUUCCUCGCUCGCGGAGUCUUGUGCCUUCUACGAGCAUCUUUGUAUCCUCCGAGACCUGUUAGAACCGGUAUUCCCGACAACUCUGAAAGGGUCGAAACAUUGCGCCAGGCCUUGAAAUGUUUCGAGGAAGCAUCCAAGGCUUCAGGGGGCAGGAAUGUGAUGGCUCACUUGGGACUGGCCAGGGCUCAGUAUGCUCUGGGAAACUACCCUGAUGCGCUGUUGACCUACCAAACUGUUCUCACAAGGAUGCCGGGACUCACGGAUCCUGACCCGCGGAUUGGUAUCGGAUGUUGUUUGUGGCAGUUGGGCUUCAAAGAACGGGCAAGAGACGCAUGGGAACGGGCACUAUCCCUAAACCCGACAUCAAAAGUGGCAAAUAUGUUAGUUGGAACCUACUAUCUAUAUGGCAGCUCUCAACGCCCUACAAACGACCCGCAGUUCGGAGAACUGUACAGAAUCUCCAUGACACAUACACAAAGCGCUAUAAAGUUAGACAGGGACUAUCCAAUGGCAUGUGCAAGGUUCGCAGGCUACAAAUUGACUCGCAAAGAUUACAAGACUGUGGAAGCUUUAGCUCGCAAAGCUAUUGAACAGACCGAUGUUGUUUCCAUUGCUAGUGAGGGUUGGUAUCUUUUGGGACGCAAGGCACACUACGAAGGUGAUGCGUCUAAAGCUUCCGAAUAUUUCAACCGGUCCGAUCAAGCCCGUGGUGGUGGUGAGAGCGGAUUCUUACCAGCUAAAUUUGGCGUUGUUCAGAUGCAAGUCAAGUCUAAGGAUUUGGAUGGAGCAAAGUUCCGACUGGAAAAGAUUAUACAACAGACGAAAAGCCCAGAAUGUAUGGCACUUCUAGGGGCUUUGCUAGCGGAAGAAGUAUUUUCUGCGCAGGCUAGCGGUAGCAAGGAUGAUAAAUCAGCCGAUGCCGCGAAGGCUAUCUCUAUCCUUGAGGCCGUCCGAAGCCUCUGGAAAGAUCCAACGAAAAACAUCUCACCCGACGAGUCUGUGUUGAUUUAUCUUUCUCGCCUCUAUGAGAGUUCCUCUCCAGACAAGAGCAUGCAAUGUCUUUCGCAGCUUGAAGAUAUUCAGAUGGAGCAGAUUCCCGAUCAGGAUAGGCCCGAGGAGAAUCUCCAGAACGGGGAGUUGAAGGCUGCACUCAGGGAGUAUUUGCCGCCCCAAUUAUUGAAUAACAUUGGCUGUUUCCUCUAUCAGUCAGGCAAAGUGGCAGAAGCUAGGGAUCUUUUCCAAUCUGCGUUGAACGCUUGUGUAAAAUCCGAAGAGCUGGAAGGUGAAAAGGCCACUGAUGCACUUAUCACGACUGUCCGAUAUAAUUUCGCUCGUUGUCUUGAAGCCCUCGAUAUUCCAGACGAAGCUAAAAAGGUCUAUGAAAGCCUUCUCGAAAGGCACAGUGAUUACACGGAAGCUAGUGCAAGGAUGACUUAUAUCUCACUACGUCAGAGCCCGACAGACGAAGGCCCGAAGAAAAUGGCCAAACUUUAUGAAAGCGAUUCGACGAAUCUUGAAGUACGGGCUCUUUUCGGGUGGUAUCUCAGCAAAUCUAAAAAGAGAGUGGCCAAUCUGGCCGAGGAUCACGAACAACGGCACUACAAGCACACGCUGCAGCACUUUGACAAGCAUGAUAGAUAUGCUUUGACUGGAAUGGGUAAUGUGCAUCUUUUGACAGCACGAGACAUGCGACGUGAGACAGACCAAGAUAAAGAGAAAAGACGGAAGAUGUACGAACGUGCUGUGGAGUUCUUUGAUAAGGCGCUGCAAUUAGAUCCCAAGAACGCUUAUGCGGCACAGGGUAUUGCAAUUGCGCUCGUGGAUGACCGUAAAGACUACACCGGUGCCGUUCAAAUCUUUUCGAAGAUUCGAGGUGCCAUAAAAGAUGCCAGUGUAUACAUCAACUUAGGCCAUGCCUACGCAGAAUUGAAGCAAUUCUCUCGGUCGAUUGAGUGUUACGAAACGGCACUAUCCAAGGAUAGGGCUCGCGAUGCACAGAUCCUGGUAUGUCUUGGACGCGUUUGGUGGUUGAAAGGGAAACACGAGAAGAACCUGGUAGCUAUGAAAACUGCCCUGGACUAUGCGAACCGUGCGUUGGCAGUUGCACCAGAACAGGUGCAUCUGGAAUUCAAUGUUGCAUUUGUCCAGAAUCAGAUUGCGCUCCUGGUGAACAGUCUACCAGAAAUGCAGAGGACAUUGCAGGACCUGCAAGAGGCCGCCGAGGGCCUUGAAAAGGCAAUUGAGACAUUCACGCGCAUUGCGCAAGUCAAGAAUCCACCCUACCCUCGAGAGUCCCUAGAGCAGCGAGCAAACAUGGGUCGAAAUACGAUCAGCAAGCAGCUCGAGCGUUCGCUCCAGAACCAGAAGGAGUAUGAGGACAAAAACGCACUCAAAUUGCAACAAGCCCGUGCAGCUCGUGACGCAGAAUUGAAACGCCGCGAAGAAGAAGUGCGUAAAGCGCAGGAACUGGAGAUGGAAAGGAAGCGUCAACUAGCAGAACAACGACAACGUAUCGUCGAGGAGACGCAGCGCUUGGCAGCACAGAGGGCGGAAGAACAGCGAGCUCGAGAGGCAGCUGAGUUGACGACGGACUCUGAAACUGGCGAGCGUCAGAAACGCAAGAAGAAGUCAUCAUCCAAGCGCAAGAAGCAUCGUGAUGAUGACGAUGGCGUUGUCUCAGAUGGACGAAGCAUUAGCGUGGCUCGGUCUGAUGACGAAGGAGAAACGCCAGCGCCCAAGAGACGGAGACGAUUGGAACGUCGUGGAGGCGCCAAAGAGAAACCGGGCAAGUAUAAGAGCACUGAAUAUGUGGAUUCUGAUGAAGAACUGGACGACGGUGCUGCCGUUGCCAAUCCGGCUGUGACUAGUGUUGAAGACGAUGCCGCAGCCGGAGAUGAUGACCUGUUCGGUGACGACAAUGACAUUGUCGAAGAAGAUAAAGAAGAAGAAGAGGAAGAAGCAACAGUAAGGGAGAAAGGAGGACGCAGUCGAGGCGGGAAACGGAUAGUCGAUGACAGUGAUGACGAGGACGAGCCAGCUGUCACCAAAUCUGGGGAGGAUGAGGAGAUGCAGGAUGUUGAUGAUGAAUAG
Messenger RNA from Talaromyces atroroseus, 4830 nucleotides. RefSeq lists its product as hypothetical. Gene Ontology annotation, cellular component: Cdc73/Paf1 complex. The transcript is spliced from 4 exons. The record is from RefSeq and is a predicted model, not a curated record. Gene Ontology annotation, molecular function: RNA polymerase II complex binding; acyltransferase activity. Gene Ontology annotation, biological process: regulation of DNA-templated transcription. The coding region runs from base 1 to 4830 and encodes 1609 amino acids. NCBI's taxonomy places the organism in Eukaryota, Fungi, Ascomycota, Eurotiomycetes, Eurotiales, Trichocomaceae.